Messenger RNA from Glossina fuscipes, 2355 nucleotides. RefSeq names its product ADP-ribosylation factor-like protein 3. Gene Ontology annotation, biological process: cilium assembly. Gene Ontology annotation, cellular component: cytoplasm; microtubule cytoskeleton. The record is from RefSeq and is a predicted model, not a curated record. The transcript has 5 exons. The coding region runs from base 258 to 2234 and encodes 658 amino acids. Lineage: Eukaryota; Metazoa; Arthropoda; Insecta; Diptera; Glossinidae. Gene Ontology annotation, molecular function: GTP binding; GTPase activity.
AGGUAUAGUGCUUGUAAAAAUGUAUAUAAAUAGAAUGUUUGUAGAAGGGAGAGCUAGUCCGGCAAGAACGUAGAAGUUGAGAAUACGGCCAAAAUAAAUUCGAAUUCUAUAACCCUACAGAGUAACGAUUCUUAUGACUUCCAAUAUUAAAGCAAGUCAGCAUUUAGUAACCCUGAACUAUUUGCAUAGGAAGAGUAAACCAAGAGAACCACAUACUUUAACCAAUAAGCUCACAUAAAGCAAAACAAAUAUAGAAAAUGUCGUGUUAUUCGCGUGAGACGGAAUUAAGGCAUUUGCAUCAGAAGGACACUUAUGAAUUGUCUUUAAUUCUGGAUGACAACGAGGGGUGGCUUGAUCUGAUACAAGUUAUACCAAAAAAAAUUGACAACGAAAGCUUUAAUGCAGAUGAGUCGAUUGACGCGGAAGAAUUUCUUCCUAUCAGUGAGCGCAAAUACAAUAAUGACCACAUACGGCUUAUCCAGAAUGCCGUCCAAUAUCACGGAGACUCGAGGCUAUUUUCCGAAAUUCUUUUCGACGAAUGGGGUACGUCGGGACGUAAACACGAACGUCCAACUUUGGGAGUUUUGCUGAAUCUCCUACUGAAAGCCAAACUUAUCAGAGCUGCUAAUUUUCUAGCUAAGGAUUUGUUAAAAGAACCAUUACCGCGACCAACAACAGGAGCUGCAGUGAAAAUUGCGGACACGUCGUUACCUAGUGAAAUUUUCAAGGAUAUAGAGGACAUGGUCUUCGAUAGCGAAUUUUACCCUACAACUGAGAUGUUGAACAAAAAUGAUCAAAGUUUAAUGGAUAACAAUAAAGAUUACUGUACCAAGUAUUUCAAUGACAAAAAUCUAACAACAACUGAUAGUGUCCCUCCUAAGCCACCUCCAAGGUUAUUAAAAUCGUCAAGGCUUCAAAUUCAGCAACAAAAUUCAAUACAAACGCUUGGAAUUGUCAACAAUGAGGAAAAUGAAAAUAUUAACACCGCCGCACCAAAUGAACAAAAUAUAUCGCCAAGAAAUGGUCAGACUGUGUCCAAACUGAUGUCGCCAAGCACAUCAGCUCUUAAUUUACCGCUCUUAAGUAUUUUAGUGAAACCUAGAGGCAAAAGAAAUGACGACAAAGACAUGCGAAAUGUCGAUGCUUUAGAACGAAGGCAAACCAAUGCGUUCCAGAAAAAUGAGGAGGAUUGCGUUAAUAGGCAAAAUGAAAAUACCUUGGAUUCUAAUUUGCCACUAUUGAGCAUUUUUGAAAAGCCUUUCAAGCCAAAAACUGAAGAAGUUAUUGAUAGGAAGCUAACAAUAGACGGAAACUUAUCAAGUAUUAACGAUGAUGAUCACGUUGUACAGAAAAGUGAAAAGAACAUGAAAAGCCAAACAACGGUUACCGAUAAAGAGGAUAAAGCAAAUGCCAUCACAAAAGCCCAGUUUGCAGUCAAUUCUAAUUUACCUUUAUUGAGCAUUUUUGAAAAAUAUAAAAAUGUUAGUAAUGGUAGCCCGACCGGAUACCCUAUACAACAAAACGCCGAACCAUUACAUGGCGAAGGUGUAAUUGAAAGUGAAAGAAAUGUACCUUUAUUGUCUACUCUGAGGAAUACGGAACGCAAAGCGGACGCCAGCUCACCAGCUCCAUUGACAAAUAAUUCAUUUGUUGAUCCUAAUUUACCGUUAUUAAGCAUUUUAACAAAACCCAAUAAACUGCAAACUGAAAAGCGGAGUAAUCACGAUCAUACGGACAAUUAUAAUGAAGAAGAGCUACCAAGCUUAAGUAGACUUAACCUGAACGGAGCGUGCAAUGAUAAAGUACUUGAAAGAGAUCGUUCAACAGGAAACAAUUCCAACUUCCUCGAGAUGAAAGCAAACAAUAAUGAAGGUAGUGUACCAUUGCUUGUCUUGGACGAUGAUUUCAAUAUGAAUAAAAAUAGUGACCGUGAUACCAACGAUAUAGAGGGUGAUGGCGAAGAGGAUGAUGACAAUUCCCUACCAAAUCUUAGCAUUUUUGAUCAGGCCAGUUCUAAUAACGAUUCCAGUUUAACUAAUGUCACUGGCACAAGUGGUGAAAAUAGUUUUGAUCUCAGUUUAAAUGAUUGCAGUUCAGCUUCGGAUAAUGUACCCAGCUUAGGUGCUUUAAAACAGGGCUUCUUGCUUUAUUACGCAAACUUCGACCGAAUCCUGAUACCGAAGCUCGAAUUUUAUUACUUGGUCUCGAUAAUGCUGGGAAAACAACCAUUCUAAAGCAAUUGGCGAACGAAGAAAUUACAACGGUAACGCCAACAGCCGGUUUUAAUAUCAAAUCAGUAGCCGCUGACGGUUUCAAAUUAAAUGUUUGGGAUAUUGGUGGCCAAUGGAAGAUACG